This is a messenger RNA of Dicentrarchus labrax (European seabass), 2281 nucleotides long. Its product is annotated as phospholipid phosphatase 3-like. Gene Ontology annotation, molecular function: phosphatidate phosphatase activity. Lineage: Eukaryota; Metazoa; Chordata; Actinopteri; Moronidae. The transcript has 6 exons. The record is from RefSeq and is a predicted model, not a curated record. The coding region runs from base 471 to 1457 and encodes 328 amino acids. Gene Ontology annotation, biological process: signal transduction; phospholipid dephosphorylation; phospholipid metabolic process.
GAGAGAGAGAGAGAGACAGACAGACAGACAGAGAGAGAGAGAGAGAGAGAGAGAGAGAGAGAGACAGACAGACAGACAGACAGAGAGAGAGAGAGAGAGAGAGAGAGAGACAGACAGACAGACAGAGAGAGAGAGAGAUAUUAUCCCUGCUGUCUGUUUCGCAACCGGUCCGGAGUUUUCCGCUCCUUUACCGUGGUGCAUAUCUUGAAGGUGACGGAUGCCCUGCAGCGAGUCAGGGCGAGUCCUGCAGACUAUGUGAUGAAAUUUAAAAAUGCUUUAAAAAUGAGAGUUUUCUUUGACAGCGAAGCAACACGUAGCUUUGGGGGCACAUUAAAUACUGUGGCAACUUGUGGAUUCAUACACAAGAUACAGCCUUCCGGCAGCUCUGCACAGGAGCAGUAAUAGGGCGCUCCCAAGUUUCUGAUGCCAACAAGUUGUUUAGUCGGAGCCUCCACUCACAGCCAAUCGUCAUGUUGGAUAAAUUUGGGCCGCAGAGUGCCGGUGUACCCGUCUCCAGCGCGGACCUCCAGCUCAAACUGACGGACAACAAGAGCAGCCUGGCCGCAGCAGGUAUGGGGAUGGAGAACGGAACUGGGAAGAAACUCCUAGAGAUAACUGGACCGGCUUUAUCUAAGAGAAAACUUCUGGUCGGCUUAGACCUGCUCUGCCUCUUCCUAGCUUCAAUCCCUUUCUUUGCGUGUGAGCUGAAGGCAGUGAGUCCGUACAAAAGGGGUUUCAUGUGCGGGGACCCCAGCAUAACCUAUCCUUAUCUGCCCCAAGAGGCCAUAUCAGACGAAUUACUCAUCGCAGGUGGCAUCAUCAUCACCGGCCUCACUAUCGCCCUUGGGGAGUGUUACCGGGUUCGUUUCAGAGGCGUCAGCUCCAAGGCCUUUGUCAGGAACCUGUACGUGUCCUGUCUGUACAAGGAGCUGGGCUGCUUCCUGUUCGGCUGCUGUGUUGGCCAGUCACUGACCAACAUGGCCAAGUUGAGUGUUGGGCGACUGCGACCACACUUCCUGUCCGUGUGCGGUGUCACUUAUGCGUCUCUUAACUGCACACCUGGAACCUAUGUUGCAACAGUGAACUGCCGCCAGCCUGACCACCGGUUGGAGGAAGAGGCCAGGAAGUCCUUCUUCUCUGGCCACGCUUCCUUUGCGAUGUACACAAUGCUCUAUUUAGCAUUUUACCUGCAGGCACGGUUGACAUGGCGUGGGGCUCGUCUGCUGAGGCCAGCACUACAGUUCUUCCUGGUCCUGCUGGCAGUCUACACAGGUCUGACCCGCAUCUCAGAUUAUAGGCACCACCCGUCCGACGUGCUAACAGGCUACAUACAGGGAGCCCUCACUGCUUACUGGGUGGCCCUCCACAUCUCGUCCAUGUUUAAAAGCUCAAGUUCAGAUCUGUCUCCAACCGAGACCCUGGAUAGCCCCUUGUCACCCCACCAUACUGUCUGCUGAAGUUCAUUUCCACCAACCACUGCCUGUAGUCUGGUUUGAAUGGACAAGAGACUUGAAGAAUGUGAGACCAUUUCCUGUGAAGUCAAACCACAUACCUCAGUAUUUCGGAUCAAGUGUGAGAAAGAGAGAGAGAGAGAGGGAGAGAGAGGGGGGGGGAGAGACAGAGACAGUGUAGAGCUUGUGAGAUACUGUACGUGGUUCAAAAGAGAAAACAUAUGAAUUGAGAGAAAGGAAGAGGGAGUGUGCAAACUAUACUGGCUGCUUGGCUGGAGUGUUGCAUGAGCAGCCGUUGUCCUUGUGACUGACUUUAGUUCCACAUGUGAAACUUAACUGUGAGAUGAGACGACUGAAUCCUGAACAGAACCACUACCACUAUAUACUUCACCUGUAAAUAUAUACAGUUUUUGUACAACUCAAAUGAUACUGUAAAAGCACUUUUUGAUUUCCAUGUUAGUAAUAUUAAUUACCACUUUGUGAGGAUUUGGUAUGUAGGAUGUAAUAUAUUUUAUUUAAUUUUUUUUUACAUAAACCCAGUGAAUGUAAUGGUGUUGAAGGAAAGCACAAAUAGCGAGAAAGCAACUCAUUUUCCUAAUGUGUAGCAUUGAGGCUUGGUAGGAUGCGUCCGUCCUGUGUCCAGUGUGUUGUAUAUGUAGUUUAUUAAUGAGAGAAUGACUAAGAAAAUGACUACACUACAUAAUCCAUGUUUGAAAAGCAUGGACACCACUAGUUCUCUUCCUUUUUUUUUAGUACUAAUGUAUGUUGCUAGACUACUUACAGUAUCAGUCCAAGAGCACACAGAUCAUUAAAGAAAAAACUUUUUAAAA